Messenger RNA from Mugil cephalus (flathead mullet), 1827 nucleotides. RefSeq names its product ciliary neurotrophic factor (gene cntf). Bases 256 to 837 code for a protein of 193 amino acids. The record is from RefSeq and is a predicted model, not a curated record. Gene Ontology annotation, biological process: negative regulation of neuron apoptotic process; ciliary neurotrophic factor-mediated signaling pathway. NCBI's taxonomy places the organism in Eukaryota, Metazoa, Chordata, Actinopteri, Mugiliformes, Mugilidae. Gene Ontology annotation, molecular function: ciliary neurotrophic factor receptor binding. The transcript is spliced from 3 exons.
GUUGCGCACACGCCAACAUGAACACCGACACAAACACGGUCCUCUGACGCUCGCUCCCUGGAUCUCCGUGCAAACCGUGGAAGUAUCCAAAACAAAAAAACAAAAAAAAAAAUCAGUCCGCGCGUCAAAUUAAAAAAGAAAAAUAUAUUGUUUCGGUGCUAGCAAGCUGGAAGGGGAGAGGGGGGGACCCUUUCCUGUGCUCGGUCUUCAUCCCGCUCCCUUGCUGCUAAGCCACCUUUAUUAACAUUGCUGCAAAUGGCAGAGCAGGAGGAGCAGCGGAUCUCCGUCCAGGACGCGCCGGAGCCUGGCAGCUCGCGGACGGGCAGAGCCGUGGGUCUGGCUCGGCUACUGCUCCAAGAAUGUACUCAUCUGCUCCAGCUAUACAAAGAGAGGGAGACCUUCUUGUCGGGCCACACCCCGGGAAGCCAACGCAUCGUGUCCCUGUCCCAGGACUCGGAGGAGCCCAGCGCCGAGGAGCAGGUGCAGCUCCUCCACUCGGCCCUGCGCCAGUGCCUGGGCCUGCUCCACUGUGUCAUCCUGAAGGAGGAGGAGGAGUGGGGCGAGCUGGAGGGCGACUACGAGACCAUGAAGAAGACCGUCAGAGCCCGGCUGGAGCACCUGCUCUCCAUGACCAAAGAUCUGGGGGAGACGGACGACGUGACACUAGAAGUUACCCCGGAUCCCCAGUGUAACGAGGAAGUCGACGGUGCCGGGGGCAUUUUCGGCCUCAAAAUGUGGACAUACCGCGUGCUGCUGGAGUUAAUCCACUGGGCUAACCACGCAGCGCUGACCCUCCAUGUCCUACACACACAGAGAGAAGGGGCAGAGGAGAUUUAAAUUCCUAUGUUUCACAGCCCAGUGAAUGAACUUACUCAACACGAACAAAAUUCGAAUCCACGUAUUCCGAAAUUUAAACUAUAAAGCGGUGCGCGGCGCAAUACACUGUGAAUGUGAGAGUUUUGAAAUUAACUGCUUAACUCAAAUCUAUGCUCCUUAACAAAGCCAAGCAGACGGCUUUUCCCAGACAUCGGUAUUUCCACAGCAAGUGCUAAAGUGACCUUUAGUUUGCCCAAGUAGCUUUUUCCUUUGUGAAAAAAAAAAAAAAGUGAGUUCAGACUUGUGUGAAAGAUGGUUUGCGUUGUGCAGUGGCAGUGUAAGACUGAAAAUGUUAUAUUUUUUUGUACGUAGCGUGUAAUUUAUUUUAUUUAAGUGGAUUUGCCUUUGAUGACUAAUCCUCUGCUGUUUGUAACACUCCAAAAUCUACUAACUGCUAGAAUAUAGCCAAAAAUACACAAUUUAUUAACUGUGACUCACAUGCUGCUGAAUGUGUAGCCUUGUAGUAUUUUAAUAGGUCUAUUAGCUUUUGAUGUAGCACAUUAUUAACAUAUCUAACCUCAGUAAUUCCAAAUUCCACGUUAAGACUGAAUGCUUGUUUGUAGUUUGGCACAACCUGUGAUGAUUAGGUGUCAUGUCUCGCUGCUCUGGUCACCAAGUUUUCUCCUGAAACUAUACUUGAAUGUGCUGCUACACACUGUUAACCAGUCGGAACCAUUAGACCCGGUGGCUCUCGAGCGUUUCCUGUCCCCUCAGAGAACUGUUUGAGAGUCCCUGGAUUUGACUGAGAUUUCGUACACUUAAGGCCUGUAUCCAAAAGUAUUAAACACUGCUCGACACCACCUUCACUACCGUUACCGACACUCCCUCAGUUAAUGAGCUAUGACUUCCAUGUGUGUAGGUGUGGUGAGUUUUCCACGUUCCAUGCUUUCACUUACCUUUGUGAAGAAGAACUGGAUGUGAAUUGAACAUUAAAAUCCCAAACUUAACCCA